Messenger RNA from Emiliania huxleyi CCMP1516, 1029 nucleotides. RefSeq lists its product as hypothetical. The record is from RefSeq and is a predicted model, not a curated record. NCBI's taxonomy places the organism in Eukaryota, Haptophyta, Isochrysidales, Noelaerhabdaceae. The coding region runs from base 1 to 1029 and encodes 342 amino acids. The transcript is spliced from 7 exons.
AUGCCGUUGCCCUACCGCAGCGCCCAGGCCGUCAAGAUCCAAGGGGGUACGGUGCCGGUCAAGCCGGAUAAGCAGGCUCUGCUGGACGGCGUAAAGGCAGCGUAUACGCAGGCCAAGCAGAACGCGGAUGCCGCCGCGGCGGCGGCCGAGGAUGUUGCCAACGCGAUGAAGCAGUUGGAGGAUGACGAGGAGCUCGCGCUAUUAAGAACCGACAACAAAGCCGCGAUCAACGCCUUGAAGGCCGAGGAAGCAAAGAACGCACUGAACAUGCUGCACCCGGACACUCUGGACACCGCGGCGGCGCCGAUGGGUAACCUCAAGGUCAUGCCGACCGACAUCCUGCCGUAUGCGUUGUGCGACCUUGACUGGGUGAACGAGAUGAAGAACGUAACCAUGGCGGACGGCCGGCCGUAUCUCACCAUCUACAACCACGGUCAGCUGGUGCCCUUCUGCAUGUGGUGGACCAUCUCGCGCUUCCCCGAGUUCCAGGGCCAGCUUGCGGCGAGCGAGAUGCCGUGGAAGGCCGUCCCGGACGAUGACGGCCACGUCCUCGGCCGGCCCUUCGCUCCCCAGCCCAUGCUCGCCUCGCCGUUCCAGAACUUCCCCCUCGCGUGCGGUCUGAGCAAGUGGGUCGCGUUGGCGGUCGAGAUCAUCAUCACCUUGAUGGAGCUGCUCUACCUCGACACGAUCCUCAUGCAGCGCUUCUACCAUUCCUCCAAUUCGAAUUACUUCGAGUCCAAGACGAUGUACCGCAUCCUGCUGCGCUCCCUCGCCAAGACGCGUGAGGGGGGGGGCGUUGCGUACUGCACCCUCGUCACAUGGGCUGUGCUUGCUGAAAUCGGUAGCGUCGUGUUCCCGGCUUACAUCACCUUUAUGGCGCCGGUGAUCUUCCACGUCGUCUACUCGGGCGAGGCUCUCCACUUGGUGCAGUUCGCCGCGUGCCUGACCGAGGAGCAGCGCGACCUCACCACCAAGUUCGUGCAAGGACAUCGCGCGAAGGCGGAGAUCCGCGCUGUCAACCAGGCGUAG